This is a messenger RNA of Colletotrichum godetiae, 1023 nucleotides long. RefSeq names its product S-adenosyl-L-methionine-dependent methyltransferase. Gene Ontology annotation, molecular function: methyltransferase activity. The record is from RefSeq and is a predicted model, not a curated record. The transcript is spliced from 8 exons. Lineage: Eukaryota; Fungi; Ascomycota; Sordariomycetes; Glomerellales; Glomerellaceae. Bases 1 to 1023 code for a protein of 340 amino acids.
AUGUCGGGGAAUCCUGCCAGCCCCGCGCCUCCCGCGCCUACUGAUGGUCUCAGUCCAACCAACCCUGCGCCUGAGGAUGGUCCCAUUGUAGCAGCGGACGAUGAUCUCACCGAUGACACCUCAUCCGACAGGGCAACUAGUAUUGCGUCUUCGAGCACGAGUCUAGCCAGCUCCAUUCUGCAACAUCGCAUCGAGAAUGGACGUACGUAUCACAAGUACAAGGACGGCAAAUACCCGUUCCCGAACGACGAGAAGGAGAGCGACAGACUCGAUCUUCAACACAACAUCUACUUGCUCACCCUCAACUACAAGUUGGGCCUGGCUCCUCCGAACGACAAUCUCAAGGCUCAGCGUGUCCUUGACUUAGGAACUGGAACCGGGUUGUGGGCUAUUGAUUUUGGUGAUGAACAUCCCGAAGCCGAGGUGGUUGGAGUUGACCUCACCCCGGUGCCCACUGCAUUUGUUCCGCCGAACGUCAAAUUUGAGGUCGAUGAUUUUGAGGAGCCCUGGACGUACAGUCAACCUUUUGACUACAUUCACAUUCGCGGGCUUUCCGGUAGCGUUGAUGACUGGGGAGAGUUUUUCAAAAAGGCUUACGAUCAUCUGACGCCCGGCGGCUACAUCGAGCUGUUCGAAGGGCACAUGAGACCCGACUGUGAUGAUGGAACACUAACUUCGGAGAGCGCUCUAAUGAGGUGGGUAGACAAGGUUGAAGAGGCCUCCAAGAUCUUUGGCCGCCCUUAUAUCGACGUUCUCGGCCUGGUACCUCAUCUUAAGGAGGCAGGCUUCGUUGAUGUGGAAAUAGUAAAGUAUAAGUGGCCCGUCAGCCCCUGGGCCAAGGAUCCCUAUUAUAAGGAGCUUGGUGAGUGGUGUCUCGAGAACUUCAUGGAAGGCCUCGAGGCCUGGAGCUUGGGUGCCUUCACGAGGGCCCUCAACUGGACCAAGGAGGAGGUUCAGGUCUUCCUUGUUCAAGUCCGAAAUGAGUUAAAGGAUAGAAGGAUACACGCGUAUUCGCCUCUGUAA